ACGAUCCCACCCUCCACACAACUUUAAUAUUUGUUCUUACUCUUCCUCUUCCUCCUUACUGUUCUCCACUCCCCAUCGUCAUUUGUUUCAUUUUCCUCUCCAUUUAUCCUCUAUCAAUCGUCAUCUCUCUUCACCGUCGUCUCUCUUCAAUUUUCUCAAUUUCUUGAAAGAAUUUUAUUUUCUCUCUCGUUCACCUAACAUGGCGAGGGGGCUGCAGAUCUGGAAAUUAUGAGGAAAGCAGUGAAUAGUGAGCAUACAGAUAAAUCUGAGAGAUAAUAAAGAUGAUAAGAGACGAAUAUGAAGAUAUGACAUUUGCGAUGAUGGAUCUUGCGGAUUAUGAACUCCAUUUUUUAUGAUGGCAGAUCUAGAAGUGGAGCUCCCCUAAAGCUCAUGCGCAAGUCCAUAUUGAACUCCAUUUUGGAGUGAAUUUGCACGGAACUCCUGACUUUCAACUCGAGAUUUAUUUUAGAUUUCUUAUUCAUCUAGACUGUAAUUUUAAUUUUGAUGCAGUGCAUUUUCGAAGAAGUGUUGGGGGAGUAAUUUUAGAUCUGCUCGUUGUUGGGCAAAGGGGAGGAUUUUAGGGGUAUUUUGGGAAAGUCAACCCAAAUUUUGCACUUCCUUAAAAAAAAAAGCUCUAAAUUAUACUCUAGGAUAAAAGAUUAUUUUUAAAAUUUACUCCAAAUUACAGAAAAGUACCGAGUGAUUCUCAUUGACGUGAAGAACAACGCAAGGCGGAGAUUUCUCUCAUUGGCAAUACCAUGGCUGCGCUCACAAGUUGUAGCUUUAGCAGCGCAACAAACCUGAGGCUCCUUUUGAAUCUCCAUACGAGUUACAUUCUGAAGCAAAGAAAUCCGCUGAGGACAAUAUCCAAGAGGAAUUCAGGCAGAUUGAUAAUUAGGUCUUUCAGUGGCUCUGGCGGCAGUAAUGGAGGCAGGAACGGCGGCGACGGGAAGCUGGAGAAGGACAACCCUUCCAAUUUGGCCACCGCCGCCACCACCACCCCUACCCAUGACACCACGGAGGAUAGGCGCAGGCCGGGCGGUUCUGAAGAUGUUGAGGAAUCUCCAGCUUCUGUUUCGUCAAGACCAACACUGGUUGGAUCGCCUUAUAAUAGUUUCCAAGUAGACUCUUUCAAAUUGAUGGAACUUCUUGGACCAGAGAAAAUUGAUCCUCCUGAUGUAAAGAUCAUUAAGGAGAAACUUUUUGGUUAUUCCACUUUUUGGGUGACAAGAGAGGAACCAUUUGGAGAUCUUGGGGAGGGCAUUCUUUUCAUUGGAAAUCUUAGGGGAAAGAGGGAGGAUGUUUUCUCCAAACUGCAGACUCGACUAUAUGAAAUUAUGGGUGAUAAGUACAAUUUGUUCAUGGUGGAGGAACCUAAUUCUGAAGGAGUAGAUCCACACGGUGGGCCUAGAGUCAGCUUUGGAAUGCUGCGUAAAGAGGUUUCUGAACCUAGUCAAACAACUCUGUGGCAGUACGUAAUUGCUUUUAUCUUAUUUCUUCUUACAAUUGGAUCCUCUGUGGAGCUAGGAAUUGCAUCUCAGAUUAAUCGCCUUCCUCCUGAGGUAGUCAAGUACUUCACUGAUCCAAAUGCCAUUGAGCCACCGGAUAUGCAGCUUCUAUUACCUUUCAUUGAUUCUGCUUUGCCCCUUGCGUAUGGUGUCUUGGGAGUGCAGUUACUCCAUGAAGUUGGGCAUCUUCUGGUUGCCUUCCCGAGAAAAGUUAAACUGAGCAUUCCUUACUUUAUUCCAAACAUCACUCUCGGAAGCUUUGGAGCAAUCACUCAGUUCAAGUCUAUUCUUCCUGACCGAAAAGCAAAGGUUGACAUUUCUGUAGCUGGCCCACUGGCUGGAGCAGCAUUGUCGUCCGCCAUGUUUGCUUUUGGCCUACUACUUUCUUCAAACCCAGCUGCUUCGGGUGACUUGGUUCAGGUUCCUAGCACACUUUUCCAGGGCUCAUUGCUUCUUGGACUUAUCAGUAGAGCUACUCUCGGUUAUUCAGAAAUUCAUGCAAAUGCAGUCUCAAUACAUCCUCUUGUGAUUGCUGGAUGGUGUGGCUUAACUACAUCAGCUCUCAAUAUGCUUCCUGUUGGAUGUCUUGAUGGUGGAAGAGCUGUGCAGGGUGCUUUUGGAAAAAAUGCAAUCACCGCCUUUAGUCUGGCAACCUACACAAUGUUGGGACUUGGAGUGCUUGGCGGACCAUUGUCACUACCAUGGGGAUUAUAUGUACUCAUUUGUCAGAGGACACCGGAGAAGCCUUGCCUGAAUGAUGUGACAGAGGUUGGAACCUGGAGAAAAACCCUUCUCUCAGUGGCCGUGUUUUUAGGAGUGUUGAUUCUGCUUCCGGUGUGGGACGAGCUUGCCGAGGAGUUGGGCAUUGGUCUCAUAUCAAGCUUUUGAACGUAAGGGCGCCAAUGAUUAUUAUCAUUCUCAAUUUUGAUUCUCAAAACUAUGGCUCAAGUGAGUAAUGCAUCUUUCACCUUUCACACUCACAUGAUAGUCAUAUACUCAUAUGCAUUUUUUUUCUCAACAAAAUUUGUUGCAUGUAAUGUGUUUGGGCUGUGAAUGAAUAUAGCUAGCUAGGAUAGGUUUCUAUUUGGUAAAACUUGGGAUUAUUAACUGCGAGUGGUCAAUAAUAUUUGACUGCAGUGGAGAAAUUCUUUGUAUACUACACAUUUCAAUACUUAACCCAAAGAUAGGUUAGUUGUACAUGCUUCCAAUUGUCUUCGCGCAAGAGGUAAACCAUUUGAUUGCAGCUCUAAUUUUUAGACUGAUUCAGUGUAUGUUUUGUAAGUGGUUUCACCUAAAUAAAUGAUGUGUGGAAUAAUGCAAUUUCAUUUUC
Molecule: messenger RNA, 2838 nt
Organism: Cuscuta campestris
Lineage: Eukaryota; Viridiplantae; Streptophyta; Magnoliopsida; Solanales; Convolvulaceae
Source: the annotation of a GenBank genome assembly